UUGAAGUAUAGUUUUUUCAUUCGAACCCUUCGCCUUGAUCGACUAAACAUAUUUUCGGAUCUGACACGGCACAAAAUGCUAUGGCAAAAGGAAUCGGAUGCCGAUGGAGCUGCGUAUAUCGAUUUGUUGCAAAAUACGAAACUUCCACUGGGCAAAUUCCGUUUGAAUCGCAUUAAAAACAAUGUUCAAUCGAUACACGCAAGAACGGAAGGUAAUCGGAAAUAUGGCCAAAAUGAUUUUACGGGUGCAAUGGAAUUGUACAAUGAAAGCAUUUGCUUUGCCGAAAAGGGGUCCGAACAAUUAAGUUUGGCUUACGCAAACCGUUCGACCUGUUUCCUACGACUACAACUCUACGAUCGAUGUUUGGUUGACAUUCAAUUGGCCAAGGCAUCAAAUAAUCAAAUUUCGGAACAGCUGAUGUCGAAACUGAACGCCCGUGAGAAGGAAUGUCUGAAGAGUAAAUCGUCUGAUGUUACAGUUGCAGAGGAACCAGCGUUAAGUUUUGACCCACAUGAAAAGUGGCCGUGCAUGGUUAAUGUGUUGGAUAUCGAGAGAAGCGAUCAAUACGGUCGCCUAGUACGAGCGAACAGUGACAUUCAAAUCGGCGACACUAUUUUAAUUGAAGAGGCAUUCGUCAAAAUUCUACUUGGAACGGAACGAAAUCGAUGCAGUAAUUGUAUCAAGGAAAAAAUGAAUUUCAUUCCAUGCGACAACUGUGCUGACACGAUGUACUGUAACGAGACAUGUGCGAAUAAUAAUUUUCAUGAGGACGAAUGUGAUAUGACUAUGGGUGCGGAAGACUGUUAUGAUGGAGAGUCGCUAACGUUUAUUCUGCGUUCAGUCAUCAUUGCCAUAAAUACAUUCCGAACGAUUGCCGAAUUGAUGGAAUUCGUGGAAAAUUGUCGAGCAAGCGACCCAUUGGAUAUAACGGAACCAGUUGACACGCCAAUCUCCGAGUAUCGUACAUUCUUCAAACUGGCUGUAAUGAUGACCAAUGAGCGAGUUUCCAAUUUGCUUAAGACCGCUUACUUGAUCUUUCACUCCAUAAUGGGAUCCAGAUUGAGCAAAAGAUUUGAAACGAAAGACAGUCAACGAUUCCUCGUGCAUUUAACCAUUCAUCAUGCUAUCAUUCUGCGUGUAAAUGCGUUUGGCGGUUGCACCGAACCAGGUAAUGGUUUAUUCGGACAUAAUGUAGAUGAUGAUGACAAGCAACGUCAACAGGAUAUUCAUUUGUUUACGUCCUACUUUAAUCAUUCCUGCAUACCGAAUGUCAUUCUAUUGGUAAAAGAUAGUAUCGCCAUUUGCAAGGCCCUGCGACCAAUAAAGCAAGGGGAACAAUUAUUUAUAACAUACAUCGACGACGAGGGGUACGGUAUGACGGAAAAGCAACGAAACGAUCAACUGGAAAUGGUGUACGGAUUUCGAUGCCAGUGUGAAUUUUGUCGGAAAGGCGACAAACACAAGAAUAUCGAACAAUUGCAAUUGGAUGCUGACUUUAGAUAUGUUGCCAUCAAUAUACCGCAGUUAAUUCAGCAUUCCAGUACAGACUUGAUGAAAGGAAUAAAAGGCCAUUGCAUUGCGUUUUUGAAGAAAUAUCCGCUACAAUCAAUUGCGUCGACAGAGGGUGGUUACAUUUUAACCACUUUGAGUUCGUUGAUGCAGAAAGAAAUAGAGUCUUGUUAAGAUGGUUGUCUUUGUGUCAUAUUUCUUAAUUCAAUUUUAUAAAAUGACUAAAUCGAAAAUAAAUUAAAUUCUCAUA
Bradysia coprophila is the source of this 1759-nucleotide messenger RNA. Its product is annotated as SET and MYND domain-containing protein DDB_G0273589-like. Gene Ontology annotation, molecular function: protein binding. The record is from RefSeq and is a predicted model, not a curated record. Lineage: Eukaryota; Metazoa; Arthropoda; Insecta; Diptera; Sciaridae.